This is a messenger RNA of Paramacrobiotus metropolitanus, 2107 nucleotides long. Its product is annotated as programmed cell death protein 4-like. Gene Ontology annotation, biological process: negative regulation of DNA-templated transcription. The coding region runs from base 244 to 1740 and encodes 498 amino acids. The record is from RefSeq and is a predicted model, not a curated record. NCBI's taxonomy places the organism in Eukaryota, Metazoa, Tardigrada, Eutardigrada, Parachela, Macrobiotidae. The transcript has 2 exons. Gene Ontology annotation, cellular component: nucleus; cytosol.
CUGAUUUCAAGAAUUUUCGUUUGUUUUGCCUUGAAAUUCACAGCCAUUGUUACAGCAUUUCUAUCCACGAGUGUUCCAGCACGAUUCAUUCGCUUUCCCUGAACCCAGCUCGCCGUUAUCAGUCCAUUACAGCUCCCCUGUCACGCUCUCUGUCUGGAGUAACUGCUCUGCCAUCAGUUCCGUGCAACGUGUCCAAGUUAGUCUGCAAAAUUGCCCGAGUAAUCCACGUCCCGCUGCCGAACCAUGUCGACGACUGCUGGCAACUCCAAACGCACGACCUACUCCAAGCAGAAGAGCGCUGAGGAGGUGGAGGUGGACGAGCUCAUCCAGCAGCUGGAAGUAACGCCCACGGUGACGCCUGCUGCUGCCGAGGGAACAGCGGAGACUGUCCAGGAUGAGACCAUGCAGACCGAACAGCAGCGAAGUACUCCGCAGAAGCACGGCAAACGCCAUCUAAUCGGUAAAGUCGCAGCACCCGGUGUUGAACGCCCGGGCAGUAAGCCUGUCUUUGUCAAUGCCAAGAAAGAGGCAGCUGUCACGAAGAACAGCCGUAAACCGCGCAACGGUCUGGGACGGGGCUUGCCCAAGAAAGGAGGCGCAGGGGGGAAAGGUGUCUGGGGGAAACUUGGCGAUGAGAUGAUUGACUACGAGGAGGAAAUGGAGCAGGAGCCCGGAGAUGCCAUUGACGAUUAUGAUAAAAUGCAGAUGCAAAAGGAUGAAAUUACAAAGCCGGAGCAACUGCGGGCAGCUUUAGUGCCGAUUUUGGAUGAAUAUUAUAAUCAUGGGAAAAGUGCCGAGUUCAUACGAUCUCUGGAAUCACGUUCCAUUAAGCCAGCUAUUAUCCACAUGAUCGCUUACUAUGCCGUGGUUAUUUCCAUGGAUAAGAAGGCCUUUGAACGCGAAAUGACUUCCACAUUGUUGGCAGAUCUGUACGAUCAUGGGCUGACGGAGGAGCACUACGAAUUGGCGUUCGAUCAGAUUUUAAGCGAGCUGGCGGAUCUCGUGAUCGACUGCCCCGAAGCUUUGGAUUUCACGGCGAAUUUUAUCGCCCGGUGUAUUGCAGAUGACUGUCUGGCACCCAAGUUCAUUGAGAGCCGUAUGGAGAAGCACGAGGACAAGGAGACCGUGACGGCUAAGACGUUGUCGAAGGCUGGUGUAUUGAUUAAUAUCAAGCACGGUCUGGUACGUCUGGACAAUGUCUGGGGUGUUUCCGGUGGAACGCGACCCGUGAAGCAUCUGAUUAAGAAGAUGCACUCAAUUCUGCACGAAUACGUGGAGAGUUCGGGAGAUGUGAACGAGGCACUGCGCUGCCUGGAGGAACUGCAGGUGCCGCAUUUUAACCAUGAAUUCGUCUACGAGGCCAUUCUGAUGGUCAUGGAGGACGGAAAGAAUCGGGCGUUCGAACUGAUUCUUAAGCUGUUGAAAGAGGCUGCGCAGGAGAACAUAUUGACUGUGGAUCAGUUGAAUACGGGAUUUCAGCGUAUUUUCGACGAUCUAGCCGAUAUUGUGCUAGAUGUUCCGUCCGCCUACUCGACGACGGAGAAGUUUAUCGGGCAGUGCCAGCACGAUGGGAUCAUUUCGGCGGAAAUGGCCAAAAAGUUUCCGGCUCGCGGCCGAAAACGCUUCGUCUCGGAGAAUGACGGGGGACGCCUUAAGGACGACGUGUUGAACGACGAAUUCCGCCAGCGUGUGGAAAGUAAUCCGACUCACAAGGAGGAGGAUGAGGAUGCAGAGAAGUAGUCGGAGGUCUCCUGUAUCAGGGGAUUAUUGUCGGUUUUCAUGCUAAAUAUUGUACCUAAAUUCUUACAUAAGCCGCCAAGCGGUGCAUAUCCGUCAUAUCGUUCUUGAUUGUUAUGUUAAUUGUCAUAUCCAGUUGGGACUGAGUUUUUUUCUACUGAUGCACUGUGUAUUCAUACAGAAUCCAAUAUAAGAUAUAUUGUUAGUGCUGUAAUUGUCAGGCUUAUGUACUUUUUUUGCUUUCUCUCUUUGUAAUUAGGUUUCAUUCUGGCAAAAUUUUGAUGGGCAGCCUAGUGAUUUUAACAGUUGGUGCAUUUCGGUGUAACUUGUAGGUAGACCCGAGAAAUAUUUCAAAAACGAACUCUAACGA